Molecule: messenger RNA, 1749 nt
Organism: Alnus glutinosa
Lineage: Eukaryota; Viridiplantae; Streptophyta; Magnoliopsida; Fagales; Betulaceae
Product: SAC3 family protein C
Exons: 8
Coding region: 63-1277 (404 amino acids)
Biological process (GO): mRNA export from nucleus
Cellular component (GO): cytoplasm; transcription export complex 2; nucleus
Source: RefSeq, a predicted model, not a curated record
CUUAGGAAUAACGAAAAGAAGCAACCAAGAGCAUGGCGAAAAGGUCUUGGGAGCUGUAAGCAAUGGAGAGGAGCCGGCGACAACGUCCAAACCCUUCUUCUUCUUCUUCUUCUUCGACGCGUCCCCAGACAUACAGAAGAUUCCCUUCAAAUCCCACCCAGAAUGCCAAAUCUCCAAACACAAACCGUCAUGCCCCUGGCUUUGUUAAACCCAGAAGAGCUGGUCAGGAAGACCAAGAAGUGGACGACCCUUUCAAUCUUCCCCCCUUAGUUGGCACUUGCCCCUUCAUGUGCCCAGUGGGUGAAAGGGCCCAACGUGAGCGUCUACGAGAUUUAGCCGUGUUUGAGAGGCUGGAUGGAAAUCCUAGAAAAACAUCUCCUGUUCUUGCUGUUAAAAAGUUUUGCAGAACUAUAUCCAUAAGAGAUGUGCAACCAUCAGAUUUGCGGCCUCUUCCGGUAUUGGAAGACGCGUUAGACUUCCUUUUAAGCUUGUUGGACUCUACAGAACAUCCUUUUCAAGUGGUUCAUGACUUCAUCUUCGAUAGGACAAGGUCAAUAAGGCAAGAUCUGAGCAUGCAGAAUAUUGUUAAUGAAAAAGCAAUCUACAUGUAUGAGAAAAUGGUUAAAUUUCAUGUCAUUUCUCUUCAUAAGCUUCGAAGCUGUAGUAGCGACCCAAAUAUUUCUUCCGUGCACUACCUUAACGUGGAGCAGCUUACGAAGGCUCUAACAUCUUUAUUUAAUCUGUACGAUGCAAAUCGAAGUUCCAAUUCUAUUUAUGAGAAUGAAGCUGAGUUCCAUUCAUUUUAUGUGCUUCUUCAUCUUGAUUCUAACAGCCAACCAACGGGAGAAUCACUUUCUUUGUGGUUUCGUCAUGUGCCCAUUCCAAUAAUCAAGUCAAAGGAAAUGUGUUUUGCCCGGAGAAUCUUGCGCUUUUUCCGAAUUGGAAAUUAUAAGCGUUUCCUUCUAACUGCUGCAGCUGAGGCAUCCUAUCAACAGUAUUGUAUCAUUGAACCUUAUAUCAGUGAGGUACGAGCACUGGCUUUGUCAUGUAUAAAUAAUGGUGGGUACAAGCUUCAUCCGUAUCCACUGGCACACCUAUGCAAACUCUUGAUGAUGAAGGAAUCAGAUUUGGUAUCAUUUUGCAAUGCUUGUGGUCUUGAAACGUGCACUGACGAAGUAGGAAAUAAGUUGUUACCCACCAAGCAAACAACUUUUUGUUGUCCCAAGGGAGGGUUUCAGAGCUGCAGCUUUUCCGGUUUGCAACCAUUGGAGAGAUAACUUGAAGAGCUUUCUUUUUUCUUGGUUGGGUUGAGCUUUCAGAGAACCAUCCUUCACUUCAUCCCUUUGGCUAGCCAUCAAGAUACUACUUCGACGUCUAUGUUGUGUUUGAUCUUUGAUGGCAUAAUUUAGCGAUACGAAAUUCUAUGAACCAUUGGAUAGCUUAAGUAUGCUUUGGUAUAUCUUCUUGUGGUCUAUAGAUUUAUGAGUAAUCCUAUAAGGAAGACCUACGUCUCUCUUGUAUCCUAAAAUUAAUGUGAUUUUUAAAAUGAUCAUUGUAUUAAAAUUCAAUACUGGUCUAUCACAAAUUUAAUGGUGAUGUAACAGAUUUAUUAUUUGUUUAGAAAUUUAGGGUUUAUAUUUCAGAAUUGUAAAAUGAAAUUGGAAUGGGAUUGAAUUGAUGAUGAAUUGAGGAGGGUAAUGGAAGAAAAGAUAGAUGAUGAAUCUGGAAAUGGAAUUAAAACUGAAUCAA